Messenger RNA from Penicillium subrubescens, 1320 nucleotides. RefSeq names its product putative lipoate--protein ligase. The record is from RefSeq and is a predicted model, not a curated record. The transcript is spliced from 3 exons. Bases 1 to 1320 code for a protein of 439 amino acids. Gene Ontology annotation, biological process: protein lipoylation. Gene Ontology annotation, molecular function: lipoyltransferase activity. Gene Ontology annotation, cellular component: mitochondrion; cytoplasm. NCBI's taxonomy places the organism in Eukaryota, Fungi, Ascomycota, Eurotiomycetes, Eurotiales, Aspergillaceae.
AUGCUCGUCCGACGAUGUCUGGCCUCGUCGCUGCGCGGUAGUGCGAGACACGUCCGCUACAAUUCGUCAUAUUCACUCGAUCGCUUCUCAGAGCUCGCCCGUCGCCCUUCGUCCAAUCACCAAAUUUAUCAGUCGCUUUCGACCGACCCUUACGUCAACCUCUCGAUUGAGCAUUUCCUACUAGAAAAUGCCCCGGCAGACUCGAGCAUCCUCUUCCUUUAUAUCAACCGUCCAUGCGUGGUGAUUGGUCGCAAUCAGAAUCCUUGGCUGGAGACAGAUUUGCGAGCACUCUACAAUGACCGCCGUCCUGGUGCGGGUCAGGACGAUGCUGCUGUCUAUGUUCGGCGGAGGUCGGGCGGCGGAGCUGUAUUUCACGACGAGGGCAAUCUCAAUUACAGUGUGAUCUCUCCGCGGACCACUUUUACACGCGAUAAACAUGCGGAGAUGGUGGUCCGGGCGUUGCACCGUAUUGGCGCAGUGAAUACAAGUGUCAAUGUCCGACAUGACAUUGUCAUGACACCCCCGGAGACACCCACAGAUAGCAAUGAGCCACCUUUCCGAAAGGUAUCUGGGUCGGCCUUCAAGCUGACCCGGCACCGAGCUCUGCACCAUGGCACCUGCUUGCUGGAUUCGCCCAAUAUUCAUGACUUGGGCCGGUUCUUACGCUCUCCUGCACGAGGGUAUAUCCAGGCUAAAGGUGUCGAUAGUGUCCGGUCGCCUGUGGGAAAUGUAUCGAGUGCGCUGGCGGACUCGUUCUUUUCUAUGCAGACGGUGAUAGAUAAUGUGGUGGCGGAGUUUGCGCAAAUGUAUGGUGUUCACGCUGACGUUGUCCGUCGGGCACGACGUGCGCUUGCCGGGGAGCCUGAGAUUUUUGCCGGCGAUAGCUGGGUCAUGGGAACGGUAGGCGAUGCCCAAGGAGAGCAAGAACCGGAGAUUGGCAAGGGAAUUGCGGAGUUGCGGUCACUGGAGUGGAAGUAUACUCAAACACCGCAAUUCACCUUUUCCACAUACCCUACCGAGGAAGAUCCUCGCGAGCGUGCACCGUUGCCAGCGACUCUUCCUUCUUCGACACGCGUGUUCCUCCGUCUAAAACAUGGUGCUAUCAUAGAAAGCAACCUCUCCAUUUCUUCCGACGCGUCAGUUGCAUCUGACCAGGCCAGUCGCAUGCAUGAGGUCUUGAGCGGCCAGAAACUCCAUGAGAUCACCGUUGAGCGCUGGACAGAGAUGCUCCGUCAAGGCUUGAGAGGGACUGAUGGUGUAGAUGAUGCGCAUGUACAGGAGCUGGCAGAUUACCUGGGUGAUUUGCUAGGAGGGCAAUGA